AUGUUGGAACUUCAAAAUGCACUAGAAGAAAAAUGGAUUGAUCUCCAAUCUCGAUUAAGAGGUUACAAGGACGUCUGGCUUGGUGCAAGUGACAUACAACAUGAAGGAAAGUAUGUCUCUGUUUCAAAUGCGGAGCGACUUCAGUACAUCAACUGGGCCUCCGGACAACCAAAUAACGGAGGUGGAUCUAGAAAUGAGCAUUGUGGUUCCUACUGGAUUUCUAAUAGGGGAAUGAGAGAUGCCCCAUGCAAGGAAAAUCAUAACUAUUCAGCAUGUCAUCUUAUUGGUGCAGAUAUAUUGGAACUUCAAAAUGCACUGGAAGAAAAAUGGAUUGAUCUCCAAUCUCGAUUAAGAGGUUACAAGGACGUCUGGCUUGGUGCAAGUGAUAUACAACAUGAAGGAAAGUAUGUUUCAGUUUCAAAUGCAGAGCGACUUCAGUACAUCAACUGGGCCUCCGGACAACCAAGUGGAUCUAGAAAUGAGCAUUGUGCUUCUUACUGGAUUUCUAAUAGGGGAAUGAGAGAUUCCCCAUUAUUUAGUUGGCAUGUUUUAGUGGAUCUUCGAAAUGGCAAGGAAGAAGAAAAGUUUGAUCUCUAG
Messenger RNA from Saccostrea echinata, 597 nucleotides. Its product is annotated as C-type lectin domain family 4 member M-like. Gene Ontology annotation, molecular function: signaling receptor activity. The coding region runs from base 1 to 597 and encodes 198 amino acids. NCBI's taxonomy places the organism in Eukaryota, Metazoa, Mollusca, Bivalvia, Ostreida, Ostreidae. The transcript has 5 exons. The record is from RefSeq and is a predicted model, not a curated record.